This is a messenger RNA of Dimorphilus gyrociliatus, 1909 nucleotides long. Lineage: Eukaryota; Metazoa; Annelida; Polychaeta; Dinophilidae. The record is from the annotation of a GenBank genome assembly.
UGAAACCGGAAAUACGUCAUAGAGUUAAUGUUUGGAUUUUGUCGCUCAACGAAUUUUAUCGAAAAAACACCCAUAAAUCUGUCUAUAUGCUGUCUUUAAUUAUCUAUAAUGAAGGGAAAAUCCAAAUCUAAUAAUUCUACUUCGGCAAAUAAUAACGAUGGAGAAGAGGAAGAGUGUCCUUUGCAAUUUCCAGAUUUCAAGCCUGUCGAUCAUGCCCGAGUCUGUCCCAGGUAUACAUCAGUCCUGACUAGACAACAGUCCGAAACGAUCGGGCCUGAGGAAUUGGAUACUUUACAAUCAGAAUUAGAGACCCUGCUAUCUUCCGCCGCUAAAAGGAUGAAAUUGCUUGAAGAGGAAAAAACAACCCUUACUCUUUGGCAAGAAAAGGGUGAGAUUAAACGGGCACCAAAUAAAUCAAAAGAUUUAAAACGAAUGGCUAGUCCUGUGUCCUCCGAACGGCCAUCUAAAAAAGCAAAAGUUGAAAAGAAGAAGGCCGUAAAGUUAGAACUCGUAGAAGAACCAGACGCUGCGGCAACUAUUCCUAAGAUUCCCAGAAACGAAACUCCUUUAAAAUUCUGGCGAACAGUUGAUAUGUAUUGCAAUGAUUUUUCCGGAGAGCAUCUAAAAACACUGGAAGAUAUAAUACGAAGUUUAUCCGACCAAUUAGAUUAUUACAAAGUUCCUGCUUUAGGUAAGCAUUACUCUGAAAAAUGGGCCAUAAAAGAUUUAGAAAAUGAAAAAUCGAAAACUGACAAAGAUAAGAAAAAACGCUUAGGAGAAGAUUUUACUCCCCCCGAAGAUAGGGAACCGGAAAUUUUAAUGAAAAAUUUGCAGGCAAAUGAAGAAGAUGAUCCGUUUCAACCUCUUACAAAAUUACUCGUACAGUCUCUCCUAGACGAUCCGGAGGCAUUAUCGAUUUUAAACGAGCCAAUGUCCGAUGAUGUUGACAUAUCAGAAGCUCCUACAGUUACUACUAAGUCAUUGGCAAAACAAGUUAAUAUUAAUAUGGGUAGUGCUCUUUCAUUGGAAAGACGAAUAAAACGAGAAUUAACCAUACAAGAUCUGCUAACAAAAGAGACUGAAAAUAAGAACGGGGUAUUAGAAUCACCAUCUGCUAAUAAUGCAGAUGUUGAUGAUGAAAUUCUCAAAGAGUUGCAAGAAAAACAAACUCUUUUAAAAUCUUUAACAGAUAAAACUUUAAAACAGACAAAGAGGCUUUAUAAUUUAGCAAAAGCCCAGAUGCAGAUACAACAGCUAAGAAAUAAGAAGAAUAACUGCGAUCAGAAUGUAAUAGACUCAUAUAAUAAAAUUUUAAGUAUUCGGUCAAAGAAAAAGAGUCCCAGCAAAAAGGAGAAAGAGGGAGUUAUAAAAAGUUUAAAACAGCGUCAAGCUCUCGUAGACACUUUAAAUGAAUCAAAAAGACAUUUUAACGAUCUUAUGCGGAAAUUCGAGACCGAUACGGAAGAUGGUGCUGUUAUAACGAAUGGUGCUUCCGAUUAGUUGAGGUUUAGCGGGUUUUUGUUGUAAAGAUAGAUAUUCGUCUUCAAAAGUGCCCCUUGACGAAGAACUGGAGGUGACCUCACCUUCUUUCUCCUCACACAUCUCUUCUCUUCAUGCUGUGUAUGUCAGUCUCUUCUUAUUUCUCCCUUCAAAGUAUUUCACUUUUUUUCUCUAUAUACAUCUUUUUCCUUCUGUCGUAUGAACUUGAUCAACUUUAGAAUGGAUUUCAGAACAAAAUCGUUAUUGGGCACUUAAGAAUACUAAUAUCUAUUCAUUUAAUGAAUGCUUGGUGAUCUGUUCUUUUAUUAUAAUUCGUUUUUCGUUCUUUACAUUUUUUUGUACUGAAAAUGAGCUCAAAAUUGUACAAAUCAUUUAUAAGUAAGAAAAAUUUAUUAAUAAAUGGUUUACA